AUGGCGAAGAAGUCCAAGGUGUUAAGCAAAAACAAGGGCGUCAAAAGCGGCACAAAGGGGAAGCCGAAAGACUUUGCCAAAGUGAAGAACAAGGUUGGCAAGCAAAAGCAGAAACCUACAAAUGAAAUGAAGACGGAUGUCAAGGUGAAAAAGGUCCAGAUGCCUGCGCAGCACGCGCUUGACGAGAAGGGGGAGGAAGUCACCCACCGGAGGCUUGGAAUGGUCGAGUUGUUGGGCCAGCUGCAACACCACAGUCCCAAGGUCCGCCGUGAUGCGUUGCGAGGUUUGCUGGAGCUCUGCCGAGAGCACCCAGGGGUAUUGAAUGUCAACCUUGCACGGAUCCUGGACUCAACCGUGGUUGUGGCAACAGACGGCAGCCCCGACGUCCGGGCCGCCCUCCGAAGCUUCCAGGCGUUUCUUUUGGAGGCGAUGCCACAGGAUGCAGUGUCCGCCUUUGCUCCGACUUUGGCGCUGCAGGUUCGCAGCGCUUUGUCCCAUGUGAGUGGCGAGGUUCGCGAAGAUGGCCUCAAGCUGCUGGAACUCUAUUUGUCCCGCCUUGGGAGCGAGCAGGUUCUGAGCCAGAAUGAGGCGAGCCGCUUGGUUGGAACGUUAUGCCAGCUGCACUCUCACGUGGAUUUGGUGUUGCCGUGCCUGCUUCAACUGCUCCAAUGCAAAAGUGAGGCUGUGCCAGAGAACGUGUCUCAGGCCUCCUUGUAUGACAUUUUGGAUGGCAAGCUGCAGCAGCAAGGUCAAGCAGAGGUGCAAGCUGACUCGCAGAUUUGGGACUUCUGCCUGCGAGCCUGGAUGCAGGCGGGUGAGCUCCCACGUGGGGCUGCAAAUGCCAUCCGUGGUCCGCACGGCACUCUGGGCAGGCCUGGCUGGAUGCGGCUGCGAGCGGCGGCUGUCCUGGAGCAAGCCUCUGCAGGAGUGCUGGCAGGGCAUAGGUCCGCGCGGUCUUUUUCUCAGCCCUCGGCUUCGCAGGUCGCAACGUUGAGUGGCAUAGUUCGACGUGCUGAGUGGCCUAUCCAGGUUGACCCGGCCAGCCCGUUUCGGCAGCUUGCUGACUCCAUCAACUUGCGCAUGGCGCGCGUCUUCGCUUUGCUGGCAGCAGGCGCGGCGCCGGCAGAUGCCUCGCCCACGCAUUUGCAACGACUUGCGUCUGCAGCGCUCACUGCGGUGGAGCAGCUUGGCAAAGGUGGCGCAAGGUCCCUCGCCAACAACGGCCGAGGGCUAGGGCCAGAAGCGGCCGCCAGCGCUGUGGCAUCUAUUGCUCUUGCAGAGGACUCUCAGGUGAAGCCGUUUUCGGCCACCGCCAGUUUGUGCCAUUGCUUUCGUGUGCUAGAUCAUUUGUGGUGCGGCUUUUCCUCAUUUCAGAGCCUGGAUGCAGAUGUGGGGCGUUUGGCAGAGGUCACAUCAGCACUAUCAUCCGGCACAGGGAAGAAUGAGGAGGAGCUUGCCCCCACCACGGCCGCAAUGCUUGCCAUACCGCUGACCGCAUCAUUGAUAGGUCUACAGCCAGAGCCCAUCCCUUGCUUGGGCCGGGUGUGGCCGGAGGCCUUGAGUCGAAGGGAAGGCCUGGCCACCACCAUCGAGGAGGCGCGUCCUGGCACCGUGCUGCGUUGGGCAACCACCUGGCCAAAGAUGCUGUGGUACUUGGGCUCUUCGCAGCCCCAGCUGACCGGCUUCCUGUUGGCGGUGCUUUUGAAGUUGGCGAAGGCUGCGAAGCCGGGCAGUAUACAUGAGACACUUUUGGCAAGCACAUUGCCGCUGUUAGUGCCGUUUGUCGCCGGAAUGCCAGGUGAGGAGAAGCCGCCGCCACUGGCAAGGCUGCCUGCAGAUGUGCAGCUUUCAGCAGCAGCACUGCUGUUGCACUUCCCCCGUUUCACGUUUCGCCUUGUCACGGCUGUGGCUGAGUUGCUGUGCCGCUGGUCAGAGGCGGCAGCAGACAAUGCUGCAUGGCCAGACGCGCGUUUGAGCACAGACUGUUGUGAGCUGCUGCUGGAGGCAGUCCUUCGGGGACACCCGCAGACCUCCGAGCUUUUGGUGUCCAGGCUGCGUGCUGCCCUUGCUAUCCUCAAGGCGCCGAGUUCAAGCUCCGGCAGCGACGCUGGCAGUGAGCUGUCCGUGAAACUGGCCACGGCCGUUGCUGGCUGGGUGAUGGAGGUUAGCGAAACCUCGGCAAGUGAGGAGCGCAGCCUGGGCCGGCCAGUGUCAAGGUGCAGCGCGGAUCAUCGCAGGCAUCUUGCCUUCCGAAGCCUGGCCUGGCCCCUCUGCAAGGAGGUGUGCUGCGCUGGAGCAAGAGCUUUGUGCUUCUUCUACUUUUCUGCCAGGCACCUGCCGGAGGCCAGAGACGCUGAACCGGAAGGAACUCUUUUUAUGCGAGAGGUGUUUGAGACAUUGGUUGUCAGUCAUGGUCAGGAAGUGUUCAAGCCCAAAGGACUUUCAGUUCCUGGCUGCAAGCCUUUGCGUGGUGAAGGUGCGGACCAGAGGCACUUGCCGCACCUCUUCGUGUUUGCUUGGAUGCGCGCCUAUCCCCAGCAGGCGGCCUAUGAACUGCUGGCGCCGUGUGCCCAGCAGCUGCUGGGAUCCAAAGGUGCCCAUUUGGCCCAUUUGCCUUGGGUGCUGGCUGAAGCGAUUUCAUACCGCAAUGCCUGCAGCAUACGGACAGACAGCUGGGGCAAGCAAGGCCUGGGAGACUUCACACACAGGCUGGCACCGGCGUCGCCCAUGGAGGUGCGCAAGCAGCUUGAGGCGCUCCACAUCGAUGCGCUCUCGGCUCAACACUUUUUGGCGGCCCUACCGCUGCUGUAG
This is a messenger RNA of Effrenium voratum, 2811 nucleotides long. NCBI's taxonomy places the organism in Eukaryota, Dinophyceae, Suessiales, Symbiodiniaceae. The record is from the annotation of a GenBank genome assembly.